Messenger RNA from Diabrotica virgifera virgifera (western corn rootworm), 10304 nucleotides. RefSeq names its product ribonucleoside-diphosphate reductase large subunit (gene RnrL). Gene Ontology annotation, cellular component: ribonucleoside-diphosphate reductase complex. Gene Ontology annotation, biological process: DNA replication; deoxyribonucleotide biosynthetic process. The coding region runs from base 253 to 2757 and encodes 834 amino acids. The record is from RefSeq and is a predicted model, not a curated record. Gene Ontology annotation, molecular function: ATP binding; ribonucleoside-diphosphate reductase activity, thioredoxin disulfide as acceptor. The transcript is spliced from 4 exons. NCBI's taxonomy places the organism in Eukaryota, Metazoa, Arthropoda, Insecta, Coleoptera, Chrysomelidae.
ACAAUAUAAAUUAUUUCGUUUGCCUGUGAUUAUUUAUUUCCAUGUUCUUUCCACUUGAAGAUAAUAUGCGGUUUUCCUGGCUGCUUACGAACUUGCAAAUAAGAAUGUCAUUUGUACGUUAAAAAGAAGAUUAGAGAUUUGGCGGGUAAAAUCGUUUUAGCAAGCCGCUUUGCAACAAGAACAAGUGUAGUGCGAAUUUAAUUUUGAAAACAAAUAUAAAUUAUUGUUAACUUUGCCUGAAAAGAAGUUAAAAUGGUUGGUAAAGUUCCUAGAACACCUACGAAGCUGUAUGUGGUUAAAAGAGAUGGAAGGAGGGAAAGAGUACAUGUAGAUAAAAUCACAUCUAGGAUACAAAAGCUGUGUUAUGGAUUGAACAUGGACUUUGUGGAUCCAGUGUCUAUUACACUAAAAGUGAUCAGUGGUCUUUAUCCUGGUGUUACUACAGUAGAGUUGGAUACUUUAGCUGCAGAAACUGCUGCAAUGAAGACAAUAGACCAUCCAGAUUAUGCAACUUUAGCUGCAAGAAUCUCAAUGUCAAAUUUACAUAAGGAGACCAAGAAACAGUUCAGUGAGGUCAUCAGUGACUUACACCAUAUGGUUGAUUCAAGAACAAACAAACGUACGCCCAUGAUAUCAGAGUUCCACUAUAAUGUUGUAAUGAAGAAUGCAGAUCGGUUGAAUUCCUGUAUCAUCUACGACCGGGAUUUCUCAUACAGUUAUUUUGGUUUAAAAACUUUGGAGCGAUCUUAUUUACUCAAAAUCAAUGGUAAAAUAGCUGAACGUCCUCAACAUAUGCUUAUGAGAGUUGCAGUUGGAAUUCAUGGGGAAGAUACCGAAGCUGCUAUCAAUACAUAUAAUUUGUUAUCAGAGAAGUAUUUUACCCAUGCCAGUCCUACUUUAUUUUCUGCUGCUACUCCGAAAUCUCAACUGUCUUCUUGUUUCUUACUUAUGUUACCCGAUGACAGUAUGGAGGGAGUUUUCGAAUUGUUGUCUCGUUGUGCUUAUAUCUCGAAAUCAGCGGGAGGAAUAGGAAUCAAUAUUCAUAAUGCUAGAGCUAAAGGAACCCAUAUUAAAGGAACGCAUGGAGAGGCGAAAGGUUUAGUACCCUUACUAAGAGUUUUUAAUAAUACUGCAAGAUAUGUAGACCAAGGAGGCAAUAAACGUCCUGGAGCGUUUGCUGUGUACCUUGAACCGUGGCAUGCAGACAUUUUAGACUUCUUGAAUCUCAAGAAAAACACUGGUAAAGAAGAAAUGAGAGCUAGAGAUUUAUUUUUCGCUCUUUGGAUACCUGACUUGUUCAUGAAAAGAGUGGAAGCAAAUGGAACGUGGUCACUAAUGUGUCCUCAUUUGUCACCAGGACUUUCUGACUGCUUUGGAGAAGAGUUUGAAAAGUUAUACGAAAAAUAUGAAGCAGAAGGAAAGUUUAUUAAGCAAUUACCUGCACAAGAAGUUUGGAAAGCUAUAAUUGUGUCUCAGGUAGAAACCGGUACACCGUAUAUGCUAUACAAAGACUCUUGUAACAAAAAAAGUAAUCAACAGAACCUUGGUGUAAUAAAAAGUAGUAAUCUUUGCACAGAAAUUGUCGAAUAUACUUCACCGGAUGAGAUAGCUGUGUGCAAUUUAGCUUCAGUUGCUGUUAACAUGUUCGUUAGUGCUGAUAGAAAAACCUAUGAUUUCCAAAAACUCAAAGAAAUUACGAAAGUUGUUGCCAAAAAUCUUGACAAGAUUAUUGAUGUGAACUAUUAUCCUGUGCCAGAAGCUAAGACAUCUAAUAUGCGCCAUCGUCCUAUUGGAAUUGGUAUCCAAGGUUUAGCAGAUGCAUUUAUCCUCAUGAAAAUGCCUUUCGAUAGCGAAGAUGCUACUUUACUAAAUAAACAAAUUUUUGAAACCAUCUAUUACGGUGCUUUAGAAGCUAGCUGUGAAGUAGCUCAAGAGAAAGGAACAUACUCAACGUACGAAGGCAGUCCUGUUAGUAAAGGAAUCCUUCAAUACGAUAUGUGGGAUGUGACUCCUACUGAUCUUUGGGAUUGGGCCGUUUUAAAAGAAAAGAUUAGCAAAUAUGGUAUAAGAAACUCAUUACUUUUAGCACCAAUGCCAACUGCAUCUACUGCACAAAUAUUGGGCAAUAACGAAUCAAUUGAACCAUAUACUUCGAAUAUUUAUACUCGAAGAGUUUUAUCAGGAGAGUUUCAAGUGGUCAAUCAACAUUUGAUAAACGACUUAACUGACCGAGGGUUAUGGGACGACACAAUGAAGAAUCAGAUAUUGGCAAAUCUUGGUUCAAUUCAAAACAUUCCAUCUAUUCCUGAUGAUUUGAAAGCUAUUUAUAAAACAGUUUGGGAGAUUUCUCAAAAGGUUAUCCUCAACAUGGCUGCUGACAGAGGAGCUUUUAUUGAUCAAAGUCAGAGUUUGAAUAUCCACGUUGAAAAACCUAGUUAUGGAGUAUUAUCUUCGAUACAUUUUUAUGGUUGGAAAAAGGGUCUUAAGACUGGCAUGUAUUAUUUGAGAACAAAGCCCGCGGCUAAACCUAUACAGUUUACUGUAGAUAAGAGCAAACUUUUGAUCAAAAAUCAACAAAAUGGAAGUACAGAAAAUCAACAAACUGGAAGUAUAAAUGGAAGUAUAGAAGGUGUGCAAAAUGGUACAAGUAGUAUACAAAAUGGUACAAGUAGUAUACAAAAUGGUACAAGUAGUAUACAAAAUGGUUUGAGUAAUAUUCAAAUCGGCUCAAGUAGUGUACAAAAUGGUUCAAGUUAAGUAGUAUCGGGAAUUUAAAAAAUACAAAUUACUUAAAUAAUCUCAGAAUGUAAGGAAAAAUAGAUUAAAAAAGUGUGAUACUGUAAAUUUGUAAGAUACUAACUUCUAAAAUAGUUAUUUAUGCAACGAGUGUAAAAAGUAAGUUUAUUACAUGAGUUGCAUACAAUAUUUUCUCUACUUUCAUGCAAAAACGAAAACUGUUUUGUUUAGGUGGCACUCUAUCAGGUCUUUGGUUAAUUAGAUCAGAUUAACAUUAAGAAAGUUGGAAACAAUUUACAUCAAACUGAAUCGUCAACAUCAAUGUUAACUCAUUUAUGCCCACAACUAUUUUUGUCAAAAUAUAUCAACGAUUUUCUCAAAAAUGUAAUGACAUCCCAAAACGGUGACGUUUGUUUUUUUUUGUACUGUUUAAAAAGAACUCUUCCCUUAAACAAUGUCAUACUCUGUUCAGUAACGAGGUUGAUAGAAUUGAGGGGGUCAGACGUAAAAGGGUUUAAGUGCAGUUUUGAUAGUUCUGAGAUAAUCAGCUUCAAAGUUGUUUGAGUUUUAUAAAUUCUAGGGGUGAUUAACGUAAAAUAUGUCUAGUGUACAAUGUACUAUAAAAUGAUUAAAAUAUAAGGGUCUAUUAUUACUCUUACUAUAUCAUUCCUUUUUUUCAAUUAUUAAAAAAAUGUACUUGAAUCGGUACAUGGUGUUAUAAAUGUUACUGGUAAAACGGUUUAAGUGCAGAUGCUAACUACAUAUUACUAAUCAUUUUUGUCCCAGCUAUUAUCCACAGUGUAACUACAACUGGUACGUUGCAUAAUCCUUAAUUAGUGUUCAAAAUUAGCCACGAAUCUAAUAUUUAUUUACUUGAAAUUAAUCCUGCAUUACACAUUACAUAAUACUAAAAAUAGUUUUGUGGUAAAAUGGUUCAAGCGCACUUAAACCCGUUUAUUACUAUUUGUUUUUACAGAAUACUAAAAAUAGUUUUGUGGUAAAACGGUUCAAGCGCACGGUUAAACCUGUUUACUACCAAAGCAAACUGCAAUUGUUUUCAGUGAACUAAAUGUAAUGGCGAUAGAUGGCGACUGUAGGGCGAAAUAUGCUUAAAUCGUUUUACCACCAAGUUCUAAUACCAUUUAAGUAUACGAAUCUUUACUUAGAGUAAAAUUCUAAAAAAGUGCACUUACACCCUUUUACUUCUAACCCCCUCAAUUGUGACAUAUUUUUCCAUUUGUGUCAAAACCUCCCUUAUUUUAUGCAAGCGAUCUCCUGCUUCUGCUUGUUCGUUGUUAGAGAAAUGCAAAUAUUUCAUAAUUUGUAAGUACCUGUCUUUUGGCCAUUUUUUUGGCAAAAACUGAGGAAUGCCAAUUAAAGGGGGUCUGUUGACAAAUUAUCCUUCUAAAUAGCACACUAAAUAUGUAGUAGUAGCACACUAAAUAUGGAAUGUGUUUGAAUGAUCAAAAACCGUUCUUAUAGAAUAACAUCUGACUGCCAGAAAAAUUGUAUACUAGUGCAAUAAAGAACUAGUUUUUUCACCAUAGUUCAAUAAAAUUUCGAUUUUUGCAUGAACGUAGAUAAAAUUUGUCAGUGCCUUUUUUGACUGAAAGUGAGGACAAUAAUACGAAAAUAUCUUUUAGCGAAUAAAUAGACACAGAUUAUAUAUAAAUUAUCUGCAAUUUGGAUCUUUAUCAACAGUAAUUUUAUUGGAAUAUGAAUACUAUCAUUACACAUACUUUUAAUAAAACUUUUCUCAUGUUUUUCAAUUUAUUAUAAGGUUUCUUCCAUUAGUUUUCUCAGGAAAUUUGAACUUUUGUGUUGAAUUCUGUAGUGGUGAUGACAUUUGGUUUAAUUAUUAAUCCGAGUCUCUACGAAAAUCCGUGUCAGUAAACAUAUCCCGAGAUUUAUAAACAUUUCAUUGGCGAAGAGGUAACAGUUUCUAUAACUAUUAGUACCUUUGUAUGUAGUCUUAAAAAUUUUCAAAGCUUCUCCAUUCACAAUUAUUUUAAAGUUUUACUAAAUGUAAGCUCUUAUUUUUAUUGUCAUAAGUGGAUAAUUCUCCUAGGAGAGGAAUCUAAUUCCUCGCUCAUCUACUACUCCCCUUGUACUCUUUACCUCUAUUUUACAACAUCUCGUCGUUUUUUACUAAUUUGCGUUUUCGAUUUGCAUUUCAACUAAUUUUGCGAUUUUAUUUUUUCACUACCUUUUUAUUUUAGUAUCUUAGCAUUAGGCGGAAAUUAUAUAUUUACAUUGUGAAUUUUUCUAUAAUAUACUACAUUUUUUUAGUUUGUAGAGAUAGUGAGUAUAUAAAAUGUUUAGCUUUUCUUAGUCUCUUAGAAAAAAAUCUUCUUAUAAUUAUUAUUAUUUACAUGUUUUCAUGCGUAAAAAUUGUACACACUUUUAUUUGAAUAACAAUGGACAUCAUUUUGUUUUCGUUUCGAUGAAAUAAGUUGAAAUAUUAGAUUUGUGUAUAUUAUAUUGUUUUGAAUUAUUUAAACCAAAACUCUCAUUGAAUACUGUAAAAUUCUUAAUUUAUAUAUUUUUUGUAUUUAAAUAAAUAGACAUAUAGGAAAUGAAAUGGAUAUGUCCGUUUAUAGCAUAUUGCCAUUUUAUAAUAUGUAACAAAUCUAAGUGAGUGAUAUCAUCCUGAAAUAUUGGCAAAAGGGACUUUAAAAAAAUCAUACAGAAGUAAAAAACUUCGUUUGUACAAUGGUAUAAAAAGUCACUAUUAAAAGCCAUCCAAAUGGAUUGCAAAACGUUUUCGAUCUAGAUCAGAUUAUCUUCAGUGCCUAGAACGAAGUAUUUCAACGUUAGAAUGAAUGCAAAAGGUAAAAUUGUGACUAGUUAAAGAAAAAAUGUGGCAAAUACUUACGUUCUGCUUAGUAGAUGAAACUAGCACACUUUUAAAAUUGGUAACAUCGAUUUAUAUGAUUUACAAGUUAAUAAUAUGAUAAUUGUAGCGACUCCCAAGUCGAUGUUAAAUAUUUAUUAAAAACUAAAUAUUACGAUAUAUAAUAUAUAUUACUAGUACUAAAUGUUGUUUCUCAAAAUAGUAAUAAAAAACCUACAUAUAAGAAUAUUGCAAGAAAAAAUAAUACAAUACUUUAUGGGACGUUCAUCUGGCAAUCAAUCAUAUUCAAAAAAAAUUUAAGUUUAUUAAGUAUGUUAUAUAUGUUAUAUAUAUGUUUAUUAAGUAUGUAUAUUAAGUUUAUAAUAUGUAACAAAUCUAAGUGAGUGAUAUCAUCCUGAAAUAUUGGCAAAAGGGACUUUAAAAAAAUCAUACAGAAGUAAAAAACUUCGUUUGUACAAUGGUAUAAAAAGUCACUAUUAAAGCCAUCCAAAUGGAUUGCAAAACGUUUUCGAUCUAGAUCAGAUUAUCUUCAGUGCCUAGAACGAAGUAUUUCAACGUUAGAAUGAAUGCAAAAGGUUAAAAUUGUGACUAGUUAAAGAAAAAAUGUGGCAAAUACUUACGUUCUGCUUAGUAGAUGAAACUAGCACACUUUUAAAAUUGGUAACAUCGAUUUAUAUGAUUUACAAGUUAAUAAUAUGAUAAUUGUAGCGACUCCCAAGUCGAUGUUAAAAGAUUAUAUUUAUUAAAAACUAAAUAUUACUAUAAUUAUAUAAUAUAUAUUACUAGUACUAAAUGUUGUUUCUCAAAAUAGUAAUAAAAAACCUACAUAUAAGAAUAUUGCAAGAAAAAAUAAUACAAUACUUUAUGGGACGUUCAUCUGGCAAUCAAUCAUAUUCAAAAAAAAUUUUAAGUUUAUUAAGUAUGUUAUAUAUGUUAUAUAUAUGUUUAUUAAGUAUGUAUAUUAAGUUUAUAAUAUGUAACAAAUCUAAGUGAGUGAUAUCAUCCUGAAAUAUUGGCAAAAGGGACUUUAAAAAAAUCAUACAGAAGUAAAAAACUUCGUUUGUACAAUGGUAUAAAAAGUCACUAUUAAAAGCCAUCCAAAUGGAUUGCAAAACGUUUUCGAUCUAGAUCAGAUUAUCUUCAGUGCCUAGAACGAAGUAUUUCAACGUUAGAAUGAAUGCAAAAGGUAAAAUUGUGACUAGUUAAAGAAAAAAUGUGGCAAAUACUUACGUUCUGCUUAGUAGAUGAAACUAGCACACUUUUAAAAUUGGUAACAUCGAUUUAUAUGAUUUACAAGUUAAUAAUAUGAUAAUUGUAGCGACUCCCAAGUCGAUGUUAAAAGAUUAUAUUUAUUAAAAACUAAAUAUUACUAUAUGUAAUAUAUAUUACUAGUACUAAAUGUUGUUUCUCAAAAUAGUAAUAAAAAACCUACAUAUAAGAAUAUUGCAAGAAAAAAUAAUACAAUACUUUAUGGGACGUUCAUCUGGCAAUCAAUCAUAUUCAAAAAAAAUUUAAGUUUAUUAAGUAUGUUAUAUAUGUUAUAUAUAUGUUUAUUAAGUAUGUAUAUUAAGUUUAUAAUAUGUAACAAAUCUAAGUGAGUGAUAUCAUCCUGAAAUAUUGGCAAAAGGGACUUUAAAAAAAUCAUACAGAAGUAAAAAACUUCGUUUGUACAAUGGUAUAAAAAGUUACUAUUAAAAGCCAUCCAAAUGGAUUGCAAAACGUUUUCGAUCUAGAUCAGAUUAUCUUCAGUGCCUAGAACGAAGUAUUUCAACGUUAGAAUGAAUGCAAAAGGUAAAAUUGUGACUAGUUAAAGAAAAAAUGUGGCAAAUACUUACGUUCUGCUUAGUAGAUGAAACUAGCACACUUUUAAAAUUGGUAACAUCGAUUUAUAUGAUUUACAAGUUAAUAAUAUGAUAAUUGUAGCGACUCCCAAGUCGAUGUUAAAAGAUUAUAUUUAUUAAAAACUAAAUAUUACUAUAUAUAAUAUAUAUUACUAGUACUAAAUGUUGUUUCUCAAAAUAGUAAUAAAAAACCUACAUAUAAGAAUAUUGCAAGAAAAAAUAAUACAAUACUUUAUGGGACGUUCAUCUGGCAAUCAAUCAUAUUCAAAAAAAUUUUAAGUUUAUUAAGUAUGUUAUAUAUGUUAUAUAUAUAUAUGUUUAUUAAGUAUGUAUAUUAAGUUUAUAAUAUGUAACAAAUCUAAGUGAGUGAUAUCAUCCUGAAAUAUUGGCAAAAGGGACUUUAAAAAAAUCAUACAGAAGUAAAAAACUUCGUUUGUACAAUGGUAUAAAAAGUCACUAUUAAAAGCCAUCCAAAUGGAUUGCAAAACGUUUUCGAUCUAGAUCAGAUUAUCUUCAGUGCCUAGAACGAAGUAUUUCAACGUUAGAAUGAAUGCAAAAGGUUAAAAUUGUGACUAGUUAAGAAAAAAUGUGGCAAAUACUUACGUUCUGCUUAGUAGAUGAAACUAGCACACUUUUAAAAUUGGUAACAUCGAUUUAUAUGAUUUACAAGUUAAUAAUAUGAGAAUUGUAGCGACUCCCAAGUCGAUGUUAAAAGAUUAUAUUUAUUAAAAACUAAAUAUUACUAUAAUUAUAUAAUAUAUAUUACUAGUACUAAAUGUUGUUUCUCAAAAUAGUAAUAAAAAACCUACAUAUAAGAAUAUUGCAAGAAAAAAUAAUACAAUACUUUAUGGGACGUUCAUCUGGCAAUCAAUCAUAUUCAAAAAAAUUUUAAGUUUAUUAAGUUUUAAAGUAUAGUUUUUCCAAUAAUAAAAUAUGUUAGUAGAGUUUAGUACUAUGUACUUUCAUUGAAGCCACUCUCAGAGCCACAGUUUAUUCCAUGAUUCUCCCAAUUUUUAAAAUACGGUUGUAAGUGAUGAAAUUGUGUAUAUUUAUUUAGUAGAAUAUUCAGUUAGUAGAACAAAAACAAAACAAAAUUCCGAAUUCUUAUUCUUAAUUUUUGAAUCGUUAAUUUUUGGCUUCAAUACACAAAUACACUAUUUGAAAUUAUAAUCAGUACUAAAUUAUGUCAAACUGCCAGUAGAUCCUUUUUAUUGGAAUAAUUAUUAGUGCAUUUUACCAACGAAUAUAUACUCUGAUAGAAAGGUACGGCCCUGUAACGUUUUAACAUAGUAUUUUGCGUUCCAACUGAGUAGGUGCCAUGGAGGUGCAUAGACCUGACAGCGACUACGGACUACUACCGCCCGCACUGCGGCCGCAACAUUCCUCGUCAACAAGCCUGCUUAUAAACGUGACCAUCUUCUUCUUGCAGUACCGUCUCCUAUCGGAGGUUGGCUACCACCACAGCAAUUUUAACUUUGUUGGCUGCAGCUCUGAACAACUGUAUUGAACUGCACCCAUACAACUCCCUUAAAUUUCGCAACCAGGAAAUCCUCGCGACGUCCCACAUUUCUCUUUCCCGAGAUUUUUCCUUGGAUUAUGAGUCUUAGCAGAGAGUAGUUUUCUCCUCUCAUUAUGUGGCCUAGAUAUUCCAGUUUUUUCGUUUGUAUGGUUUUUAUGACUUCGCAUUCCUUCCCCAUCUUCACCAAAACAUCUUGAUUUGUUACUCUUUCUGUCCAUGGUAUUUUCCACAUUCUCCUGUAGCGCCACAUCUCGAAUGCCUCGAUGUUUUUGAUGUUUAUCUUUUUCAGUGUCCAAGUUUCCAUGCCGUACAGCAGAACGGAGAAAACAUAGCACCUUAACAUUCUCGUUCUUAAUUUUAUAUUUAUGUCCCGGCUGCAUAGGAACUUUUUCAUUUUGACAAACGAUUGUCUCGCUAUCUCUAUUCGCCUCUUGAUUUCUCUUGUCUGGUCAUUAGCAUCAGUGAACCAAACCCCUAAAUAUUUGUAGGACGUAAAGGCCCCGUCUCACCAUCAAAUAAUUGACAGUUAUUUGAUCAAACUUGACAGUUAGUGACACAAAGUGACAGUUAGUAUGUAUAGUUUGUGUCACUAGUCAAGUUUGACUGUCAAGUUUGAUCAAAUAACUGUCAAUUAUUUGAUGGUGAGACGGGGCCUUGACUUUUUCAACUGGCUGAUUAUUUAUGGUUAAAUUCACAUUGGUGUAUAGCUUCUUUGUUACUAUUAUGAAUUUAGUCUUUUUGAUGUCCAGUUUUAGACCAUCUUACUGGUCAUACUUAUGACCAUCUGUUUCAUAUAAAAACUUCUUCUAGGAGCUGUAUAUUCGUUGAUUUUACUUUCGUACUUCUUGUUGCACAGUAAAAUAUUCGUUAUCGCGAUAAUUCAAAACAAUCAUGGAAAUUCAUGGAAUAAACUGUAUUCACGUAUAUGACAAAUUCAUCGGAUGAGAUGGAGACGGUUCAAGAUAUACAUUUAUAAUUUACUCCCAAUGUCCAUUACAUGUUUAAUGGCACUAUUCCAAUGUGUAAAGAAGAGAGUGUGUAUUUACAUUUCUUCUCUGCGCUUGAUCAGGACGUUCCACAACAAUGUUCUGAUUGUCAUGGCUAAUAAACGAAUAUACCUAAUAUCUAUUCCACUGUCAGUCUUUAAAUACGAAUAAAAUUAGAACUCAUCCUCGCCAGGUUAUUUUUUACAUUUAGUUUUAAUUUUCAAGAGGUAUAGAAUAAGAAUAACUUUUAAAAUGUACCUUUAAUUAUUUUUUCAGUUAAAUAUAGGGCAUCACUGAGGCUACUUUAAUAAUAUAUUUAUAAAUGUAAAAAUUCUAUGUAAUUUACUAAAAUAUACUUUUAUAUACCA